AUGACCUCCUGGCUCCUGCCCGAGGAGCACGCGGAGGCACUGGACGAGCCGCUCGUCGUCGCCGAGGACGACGCGCACGCCCAUGCUGCGAUGGCAGCUGGUGCCGCCGGCCUGGCGCGGGCAGAAAGUGGCCGCUUUCAGCGCUCCGCGGGGGGCGGCGACAGGGCAUCCCUGCUCUUGGACGCCCCGGAGUCGUGCGCGCUGCCUGCACGAGCCAGCGUCAGCGCGCACCUGGUAUGGCCCGUGGCCUCGAAGAUGAUGGCGAGCUCUGCCUCUCCAAGCAGGUCUGCGCGCUUGAGCAUGGUGGACAGCAUACCCACUCCAAACAGCGCGCUGCAGGCCACGUCCGCGGAGCCGGUGGCGCAAGAGCCUCUCGCGAUGGAGUCGUUGGCCUUGCGCUCCUCGCUCUGGCCGCAGGGGUCCGAAAUCGGGUCGCUGGGGUGGCUAGAGCAGCUCAGCGGCGCGUCGCCUGCCACGAACAGCGGGGCACUGGCGGCGUUGUACAACGGUCGUCCGAGCUGGCGCGAGCGCAGCCACAGAGGCCCCCCAGGACCCACGUCCACGCUGGAGGCGAUCUACUUCGAGGGCGCAGCCAGGAGGGUGCGCGCCGACGGCUCGGCGACCAGCCCACUCCCGCGCCCGCCGCCCGGCCUGCGGCGCGACCUCCUGCCGCGCCCGGGCACUGGCGCGGGGCCCUGGCGCCGCUCGGCGCAGCGCUGCCGCACCGCCACGGGCCUGCCCGCCGCCGCCGCCAGCCUGGCCCCGCUCGCGUCGCUCUCCGCCGAGCCCGGCCCCGCGGCCUCGGCGCCCGCCUGCACGGCCGCCGCGGACGGCGGCAGGCCCACCACGGCGCCGGCGUGGCUGGACGCGCCCGGGGCGGCCGGCCCCAGGCCGCGGGGCAGCCGCAGCGCGGCGCGCCCGCGGGCGGCGCCGCGCGGGCCGCGGGCGACGGCCGCGCCGGCGGAGCCUCCGCGGCAGGCUCCGGGCGACCCCGCGGGAGGGCCCGGCAGCGACCAGCCGCAGGCGCGGGGCGCGGAGCAGGGGCGCCCCCCGCGGCGGGCGGCCAACGCGUCCUGCCCCUUCUCGCACGCCGCCGUGGGCGCCGCGAGCGCCGUGGAGCUGCGCUGCGGCCACUGCUUCGCGCUCUCCCACCUCCGCGCCGCGCGCGAGGCGGCGCGGCUCUGCGUGGGCGCCGGGCUGUCCGCCGAAUGCCACGGGGAGGCGCUGAUCUGUCCCCUGUGCGGGGACCAGGCCGGAUCGGCCCUCCUCGGCGCUCGCGGGGGCGUGCUCACCGCGUACUCGGCAGACAAGGAGGCCUACCUGGGCGAAGCCCGGAAGGACUGGCAAGCGCCGCUGGAGCUGCCCCACACCAGCGAAGGACCCGUUUCCCUCAAGACCACAUUCUUUUUUGGCAAGGAGGGCCGGUGGCCAUUGCAAUCCACAGCCCGCUGCAGCCUGGCGGUCGUAGCGUUGAGCAGAGGGAGUGAGGCACAUUAGUAUUUGCGCCUGUCUUCUUUUUCCGCGCUGUCGCCAUGAUUCUCUUCCUUCUGCGCGGUCCUCCUCCUCCUCCUCCUCCUCGCCCUCGCCCAGUCUCUAGGUCCCGCCUCAGCGCCAGGGGCGCUUUUUCCCGCCAUUUAGGCUCCCCUCGUCUUGACGAACUUCUUUGGCUACCCUGGCUCCUGCACCUCCUCCCAGGAGCACGGCUCGCGCCCUCCCGUCCAGCGGCGAAACUGGAGCCGCCGGGCCAAGGGCGCCGUGGCCGCCGCGUGCAAACAACACAAGUCGACGGCGAUUCGGUCCCGUGCCUCCGACGUCGUGAGCUGUGCUAUUUCCCUGUGCUACUGAGGAGUUCUGUCGGCUUCCAGCGGGUGAUUUCGGACCACGAGGCAAUGAAAGGGUGUCCUGGG
Prorocentrum cordatum is the source of this 1907-nucleotide messenger RNA. The record is from the annotation of a GenBank genome assembly. Lineage: Eukaryota; Dinophyceae; Prorocentrales; Prorocentraceae.